GGGUAUCAUUGUCAAUCACAAAGUUCACAACCAAACAAGGGAUAUAGUUGGAAUUGUGCACACUAAAAAAAUGGUAGGAAGUAGCAUCACCACACUACUACACAAUUCACCAGUCAUCACAAGAUGUUAGUUGUUCAUUUGAACAAGCAAUUCUAGCAUCUUUCCAAUAAGUUAGAAAGAAAGCAUUUGCCUUUUCUUUUCCCCCAUCUAUUAUCAUCAAGUCAUCAACUUAAUUGGAGCCAGCUCCAACUGGUUCAUGGAUAUUGAUCACCCUACAAAGAGUGCUAUUAGGGGGUGGUUUAAUAUUUCUAGUAGUAAUAUUUUCUUGGAAAUUAAAUUAUUAUUCAUAUUAUUAUUACUACCUUUGUUAUGGCAAAAUCACAAGCUCUUCUCCUCCUUAUCCUUGGGCCGCUCUUGAUUACUUCCAUAGUUUUCGUCCGCCGCCAUGGAGAGCUUUCUCGGCCACCGGAGGCGACAAUCCCGGCAAUGGGAAGAAAAACCGGCCAUAUGAAGUCUCCAAGAAACCGACGAUACUCCUCCACCAUCACUAUUGGAGGUCUCCAUUCAAGCAGCAUGGUCUUCAAUGUUUCAUUUCAUGGCGUUCCCACCGGUGCAAAUCCUAUUAAUAACAAUUUAUUAAGUUCCGGUACUGUAUCAGCUAAUUCAGGCACUUUAUCCAGAACUUAAUAAACUUCAGCGGAGGAGGUCGGUGGUUCUGUGUCUUUUUGGAGGAGGGUGAAACAGGCCAAGGAAGCCUGGAUCCGACGAUAGAAAGAAGGCGUAGAGCUGUGGCUGAAUUGGAGUGCGGAUGAUUUCAAUUCCGUUUGGGCUGGACUUUUCACUUCAGAGGUGGUCACAUUUUUGUCCAUGUAUAAAAUUGUCAUAUUUUUGUCCAUUCAAAGUCCCUGACUAAUAUUUUAGUCAUUCUUUCUCCUAACUAUUCCUCGAAAUGUUUGUCAUUUGAUAUGUCGUUACUCCUUAAUCCUUACAAGCAAACUUGAGAUAUAAUUUGUGGAGUUUCAUAAUGACGGACAAUAACUUGAUUUUCUUAAAUUAAUACUUCCUUUGUAUCAUUUUAAUUGUCAUUACACAAUAUUCAC
Molecule: messenger RNA, 1100 nt
Organism: Cuscuta europaea
Lineage: Eukaryota; Viridiplantae; Streptophyta; Magnoliopsida; Solanales; Convolvulaceae
Source: the annotation of a GenBank genome assembly